Molecule: messenger RNA, 1827 nt
Organism: Synchytrium microbalum
Lineage: Eukaryota; Fungi; Chytridiomycota; Chytridiomycetes; Synchytriales; Synchytriaceae
Exons: 3
Coding region: 1-1827 (608 amino acids)
Biological process (GO): ubiquitin-dependent protein catabolic process; protein ubiquitination
Cellular component (GO): nucleus
Molecular function (GO): zinc ion binding; ubiquitin protein ligase activity
Source: RefSeq, a predicted model, not a curated record
AUGGCUUCCGAAAUCAAGGAGAAACAGUUAGCUUCAGGCAUCAAGAUUUCAAUAACGAAAAGACUUCCGAAUCCGUCUUCUACCGUUCCUGACGCCACAGCAAAUGUGCAGCCUUCAACCCAAAGCAAAGCUCGUCAGCCCAAAUCAUUUCCACUACCAAAAGCUCCCACCAAGAGUCAAUCGUCUGUAAAUCCUUCAGCUGUAUCUGUGUCAGAACCUGUAGUUGCAGCGAGCUCGAAUACAGUAGCUCCCAACGGGGCAGCAACACCAUCAACAUCAACAUUAGCAGUUCCAGCUGCUAGAUCUUUACGGCCAGUAGUCGCAAGAACACCUGUAGCUAGACCGACUAAUAUAGGCCUGGCUCAAAAGCUAGAAUCGGCUGAAACUCCCCUUGAAAAGGCUGCUUUGAUACGAGAUGUGGAAAUGGUGCAGCUUCAAAAGAGGUUUCCAAAGGGAAUAACGGACACUGAACGGUUUACUUUCUCUAUGGCUCCUUCAGAUCCCGAUUUUCCAUUCGAUCUGGAAUCCAUUGAUCUAGCGCUGAAUAUCCCACGUACUUACCCGAUAACACCAGCAACACUGGUCGUAAACUCGACCAUAAUACCCCAGCAUCUCAUCAAGGCCGUAUCCUUAGGCUGGAAUCGCAAAGCAUCAGUCAGUACCAGCAUGCAGGAUAAAAAUCGAUUGACACUGCUGCAGCUCGUGAAUUGGUUGGAUGUAAAUUUAGAGAGAUUGCUGAUUGGACGGGAAGAGCCAGCGCCCAAGCUGAUCGUUGUCAAUCAUAAGAGUAGGCAGGCUGAUGUGGUUGAUGAUGGCUUGACCACGACGACUGACAUAGAUAAUGUGGCCAGUCAGGGCACAGAAUCUAGUGAUUCUCAAUCUGAAUCGUCGUCCGAUUCACAGACUGAAGAUGGUGAUGGUACUGGCGAGCAGUCUACUGCGAAUGAAGAAGGUCAAAUCACUGGUACAGCUCAUAGAGGAACUCAGAUACGAUUUAUAUUACCGACAUUAACGAAUAUUGCCCUGCUACGAACCUCAACAAUACAACUCCUCACCACCUGCCAUAAAUGCCACAUCCAGAUACCAAUAACUAUAAACUCGACACAAUUCAAUCAAGACGUAUGGUGGACUUGUAAUAGAUGCUCGUCUGAUGUAGGAUGCAGACUCAGGCCGACGUAUUGUUUUGCAGGUGAAUCAAACCUCGGAUAUAUAGAUCUACAUGAUAUUGGCGUAUCCGAUGUGCUUACAUCAACGUAUAUCGCUACAUGUGGUACAUGUGAUAGUACUAUAGUCUUCAAAAACCAGACACGUGGUGGGCUAGUCACACAUACAUGUGAGCAAUGUCAUUCAAAACUGACGUUGGGGAUUGAUGAAGUCAAGUUUGUGAAAUUGCAGGCUGCUGUGUUGAGCAAGACAUCUGCAUCGAGUGUUUUGCCUCAAAAGAAGAAGAAGAGGGUUAAAGAUGAUGUGAAUUUGGUUGUUGGUGAGCCGCUUCCAAAGACUGGGAACUGCAGCCACUAUAAGCACUCGCAUCGAUGGUUUAGAUUUGCGUGUUGUGGACGUCUAUAUCCAUGUGAUUUAUGCCACGAGGAACAAAAUCCAGAUGGUCAUGAAAUGGUGUUUGGUUCUCGUAUGGUCUGUGGAUAUUGUUCUCGUGAGCAACGAGUUGGGAAUGAAUGUGUAUGUGGGAAAUCAGUUACUAGAAUACGUGGGACUGGCCAUUGGGAAGGUGGUCAAGGAACGAGGGAUCGUACUCUUAUGAGUCGCAAUGAAUCGAGAAAGUUUGCUGGAUUGAGCAAAACAACGUCCAGGAAAUCCAGAAAGUAG